AUGCCUGAAGGAUGGAGCUGGUUUACAGGCCAUCUCCUCACCCUCCCAAAAUACGUUGAUCGCCUCCCACCAGAUGCAAAUGUCAACCUCGCCAUGCUCGAUCUGGCCCGUGAAUUCUCAGACACCGAGGUGUUCUUGAUGGAUUUUUGGCCUGUAUACCCGCCGCUCCCCAUGGUAUACGACCCAGACACUUCCAUUCAGAUAUCAACCAAAUAUAACUUGCCAAAAACCGAUAUGCAUCUGCAGUUUAUGGAACCUAUCACUGGAGGACCAAAUCUCCUCUCAAUGGGUGGUGAAGAGUGGAAGAAUUGGAGGUCGCUAUUCAAUCCUGGAUUCAGUUCAGGCGCCCUCAUGGACAGCGUACCUCACAUCGUGAAUCCAAUUCAGGUUUUCUGUGAUAAACUAAAGGAACAGUCGGGUAAAGGAUUGGUUGAACUUGACAGUAUGACGACGAGAUUGACUAUGGACGUUAUUAUCAAGGUAACUUUGUAAGUUAUCUCAUAUCCCCUCACCAAUUUUCUGGCUAAUAUAUAUCUUUUCAGAGAUGCGGAUCUGGAUUAUCAACGCUCCGAGAAUGAACUUGCAACUGCGUUAGGAUACAUAACAAGAUUGCAUUCCUUCUGGGAUCUACGCAUUCUUAUGCACCCGCUUCGGCCAUUCAUUCAGACGUACUACGGCUGGGUAAUGAAGAAUUACAUCCGAAAAGAGCUGAACCAACGAUUCCGAGACAUGCAAGAGGGAAAAUUCAACAGUGACGUUUUAAGGCAGUCCAAUGCCACCAAAUCUGUUGUGACUCUAGCUAUCGAAGCUUACAUCCAAGAAAACAAAAGCAGAAACCUCUUACAGCAGUCAGAAAUCGAAGACAGUUUUUCACAAUAUGUUGUCUACCAGAUCAGACUAUUUCUCUUUGCAGGCAACGACACCACGUCUUCGACCAUUGUAUAUGUAUACCAUCUUCUGUCUCAGAAUCCGGAGGCACUGGCUUUACUGCGAAAAGAACACGAUGAUGUAUUCGGAACAGAUACCAGCCACGCCGCGAAAAUGCUAAAAGAUCAACCCGCUUUGCUGAAUAAGUGUUCAUACACACUCGCCGUAAUCAAAGAAACACUCCGUCUCUACCCCCCAGCAGGAACCAUGCGCUCCGGCCAGGCGGGUGUCACACUUCACGGCCGUCACGGAAACAGCUACCCAAUGGACUACAUAGGAACAACUGUUCUCCACCAAGCUGUUCACAGUAUCCCCCGUGUCUGGCCUUAUCCCGAGAAAUUCCUACCGGAACGUUUCAUAGUAGAUGUUAGACACGAGCUAUAUCACAACCCUGGCGCGUUCCGGCCCUUCGAACAAGGACCAAGGAAUUAUAUCGGGCAGACUUUGGUAUAUAAUGAGAUUAGAACGGUCAUGAUCAUGACUACGAGGACAUUCGAUAUUAGACCUGCUUAUGAGGAGUGGGACAAGAUUAAGAAGCGAGACAUGGGUCUUUUGUCUCGUACCAAGACGAGGGUCUUAGGAGAGCCGGUAAGGACUGUUAAUGGAGAUAGGGCGUAUCAGACUGAGAAGGCGGGGACGCAUCCUGCUGACGGUUAUCCUUGUCGAAUAUCUUUGGUCGAUAGUAGGAAAGAUGCAAUGGCGUGA
Messenger RNA from Hymenoscyphus albidus, 1632 nucleotides. The record is from the annotation of a GenBank genome assembly. NCBI's taxonomy places the organism in Eukaryota, Fungi, Ascomycota, Leotiomycetes, Helotiales, Helotiaceae.